This is a messenger RNA of Amphimedon queenslandica, 2509 nucleotides long. Its product is annotated as adhesion G-protein coupled receptor G2-like. The transcript is spliced from 13 exons. The record is from RefSeq and is a predicted model, not a curated record. Lineage: Eukaryota; Metazoa; Porifera; Demospongiae; Haplosclerida; Niphatidae. Gene Ontology annotation, cellular component: membrane. Bases 16 to 2283 code for a protein of 755 amino acids. Gene Ontology annotation, molecular function: G protein-coupled receptor activity.
GUUGCCCAGUAUGUCAUGACAGUAUCUUCUACUCAAGAUUAUCACUUAUUAGUGAAUAUGAUGAACCAGGAUAUUGUGGGCAAUAAUAUUUAUAAUGACACUCUAACUAUUUUUUCAAUACAACUACACAAUACUAAUGACAAUUCUAGUACUGCAGUGAUACUAGUUACUGUUGUCAUAGCAACAGAGGAGGGGUCAGGGUGUCCAUUGAGAUGUAGAGAAGAAUUGAUCGAGUUUUUUAAUUUGAGAGGAUCAAGUUUUAAACCGUCUUUCACUGUCACUGGCAAUAUUACAAGAUUUGAUGGUUGUGACUCAGAAGUUACUGAUUCAACAUUCAAUUGGACAGAAGUUAAUAUUGGGAGUACAUUAAGAAUAGACUGUCCUUGUGGUGGUCUGUCAUUAGGGACUGGUUCACCAGUAGCUAUAAGAGCUUGUACUGGUAGUUUCACUAAUGGAGCAUCUUGGACUGAACCCAAUACUACACAAUGUGACUUUACUAAUGAUGUACUCUCUUUAUGUAAUGUAACACAGUUGAAUUCCACCUUUCAAAAACUAACCGAGUUAGAGUCACUGAUUGCUUCACCACUGGACAGUGUUCAGCUGCUCAUUACUGUUAGUCUAAUGGAGACUUUGAAUGCAGAGGCCUCUGAAUCAAAUACUUCAUUAGACGUAUUUUUGAACAUUUUAGAAAGAGUUAUUAGUCAAGACUCGGAUUUGCUCCAGUCUACUCAGACUACAAGUAAUACUUCGCUUAGAGUCUUGCAGAUCAUUGAUGAUACAUUAGCUCAGAUGCCUCUUCCUUCCAGCUCACUGAUAAUGACUCGUCCUUCCUUUACUCUAGCAGUCCAGGAAGUCCCACCAUCAGAUGGAGCCGUUUUCUCUUUAUCACGAAACCAAAGCGUUUCUCUCACAUAUUCUAAUACUUCUACCGACCCCAUGUCUUUAAUCCUUCCUAGUAACUUUACUUUUAGCUCCUCUGAUUCUGUUAGACUCACUCAUGUUAUUUUUAAUUCUUCUGCACUCUUUCCGAAUCUUCCUUCAAAUCAGCGUGUGGCCAGUCUUGUCAUGGCAACGUCUUUAAUUGGCCACACCCUCUCAUCUCUUGUGAAUAUCACGUUUGAAAGGACUGAAGUUGAAGAGAGUUUCUCAAUGGAGGCUUGCAAUUUUUUUAACUUUUCACUAAAUGGCAAUCAAGGAAAGUGGUCUACCAAAGGCUGUCAAACAUCAUUCAUUAAUAAUAAGAUACGCUGCACUUGCGAUCAUUUAACUCACUUUGCAGUUAUUGCAACAUCUUCAGAAGCAGAACCACCUACUGUUGAGAUGGCUGACCCACCCUCUUAUCUAUUGGCACUGGAGUCUUUGUCCAUUGUAGCUGUGUCUUUCUCUCUUGUUUUCUUUAUCAUAACUUUAGUCCUGUUCUUGGGUACCUGGAAAUUACGUAUCAAGACUCCAAUUCAAUUACUUGUCAAUGUCUGUGUUUCUCUCCUCCUCCUCUAUCUCAUGUACAUUGGUGCUCUCUAUGCUAGGACUCAUGAAAAUGCCUGCAUUGUCUUUUCUUCAUUUCUUCAUUAUGCAUUCUCAGUCUCCCUCCUUAGUUUCGUAGGCCACAGCAUUCACAUCACACUCAAGGGAUGCUGUAUGCCUAUUAAACACUACACACUCAUUGCUGUUAUACUCUGCUGGGUCUUGCCUCUGUUCUUGGUGACAUUUUGUGUGGCCCCUGGAUAUCAUUUAUACACAAGUCAAAGAUUUUGUAUUCCUCAGAAAGUGCCAUUCUAUGUUGGGUUUGUGGUCCCAUUCAUUGUUUGCAGUAUAGUAACUGGAGUAUCACUACUCAUUACUGGAAUAAUGCUAGCAAGAAUAUCAUUCAAAAGUGUCCUAUCUCAAGAAUAUCUCUCUUCUCUCUCUCUCUUCCUUCUCUUUACAAUCGGGUGGAUAAUGGUUCUCUCUAAAGCCAACGCUUCAGCUCCUGUUGCAGCUGCACUUGAAGCAAUAUUCCUAGUUUUUGGCGCUCCCUUGGGUUUCUAUGUGUUUCUAAUGUGUGCUCUUGCAUCGGGUGACGUGAGGACUAUAUGGCAGAAGAAGUUUGGUAAAGUUAUUCGCAAGUGUAGCGUGAAGCUUAAUGAGUCAACUGAUGCAUCAAGUAAAGGGAAAAGGGAUUCAUCUUUGCCAUCAUCAGUAAAGGAACCUUCCAUGAAUAAAAAUGAUUCCAGCGAUAACAAGGAAGUAAAAGAUAGAGCCAAAGAAGAUAAUGCAUCAAACUCUUCCGACAUUGAUGUAUAGAAGCACUCAUGCAAGCUCAUAAAGAACCAUGCAUACUAUAUUUGGGAUUUUUGAUGAUUUUUUAUUUCCAUGCAGAAAUUUAAUUUAUGUCUCAUCCACAUAAAUGUAAUCCGCCAUUUCAAAUUUAUUGUUACUAUUAUUAUUAUUAUCAUUAUUAUUAUUAUUAUUAAUUUUUUAUGUCUGUUAUAGAAAUUUCAGCUAUCACAUUAAUUUUAUUAUUAUUUAA